Racocetra fulgida is the source of this 343-nucleotide messenger RNA. The record is from the annotation of a GenBank genome assembly. Lineage: Eukaryota; Fungi; Glomeromycota; Glomeromycetes; Diversisporales; Gigasporaceae.
GGACCUUCGCUAAUCUCAAGAAAACAAUUUGAUGAAUUAUAUAAGGAUUUAUUGGACCAUACUUCCUGUAAUAAGAAUAGCAAUGCAAAACCUUACAUUGGAUACAGUUGGGAAGAAUUAAUGGACUUUACAUUUGUAAAACAAAAUAUAAAGUAUAUUUAUCGUCAUGAUUUUAAUUUCACAAACUUGAAAAAAUCACUUCACAUUAAUGAUGACAAUGAAGUAUAUAAUAUCACUAAUAUUAAACAGAGAUAUUUUGACUACAAUUUAACAAACGAUCUUGUAGAACAUAUAAAUUUGGACUACUUAAGCAAUAUAUCAGAAAAAUUAUUACAUUUUGGAA